AUGCAACCGUUCAGCGACAGUCUGAGCAAAAGUCGCGAUGAUCUGGUCAAUGUCGCCGCUGCCGCAUCCCGGCAACAACAACAACUUUACGGCCGGAGGAGACACCACGGCAGCAGUCCCAAUCUCUCCCUGGAUCAAACGGACAACCUGCGAAGGAGCAUGGCUUGCCUGCAAGAUGAGUUCGGUCACCUAGGCCUCUCCGCCACAGACCUGCCCUUCAAGUCCCCCGAUCUGGACUCCUCGCCACGGCUGCAGCAUCACAACAACUAUGCGGAGAUCACGGACAGCAGUGCGGAGAACACGUGCCAACAGCGGUGGCCACCCCACGUGGGAGGGGCGGCGGCGGCCUUUGGGCAUCCGGACAAGCCGAUCGGCUGGAUGUACGGGCUCCUAGGGUGCAUGAAGCCCGUGCUCUCGUUUAUCGGGAAGUCGGGAGUGAUCGAGGUGAAGAGUCAGCGCAGCGAGGACUGGCAGAUUCCCUUUGAGUCCAUCACGGACUUGGAGUGGCUCGGGAGCGGAGCCCAGGGAGCCGUCUUUAGUGGCAAGCUAAAAAACGAGAUUGUGGCUGUCAAGAAGGUGAAGGAACUCAAGGAAACAGACAUCAAGCAUCUAAGGAAGCUCGAUCAUGAGAACAUUAUUAAGUUUAAAGGAGUUUGCACGCAAUCGCCGGUGUUCUGCAUCAUCAUGGAGUUCUGUCCAUAUGGACCACUGCAAAACAUAUUGAAGGAGGAGCAAGUCAUGUUACCGUCCCGCUUGGUCUCUUGGUCCAAGCAAAUCGCCCUAGGCAUGCAGUAUCUGCACUCCCACAAGAUCAUACACAGAGAUCUGAAAAGUCCCAACAUACUGAUUAGUACAAAUGAGGUGGUCAAGAUCAGCGACUUUGGCACGAGUCGCGAGUUCAACGAGAUCAGCACCAAGAUGAGUUUCGCCGGCACAGUGGCCUGGAUGGCACCGGAGGUGAUCCGGAAUGAACCGUGCUCCGAGAAGGUGGACAUCUGGUCGUACGGCGUGGUGCUCUGGGAGAUGCUUACCUGCGAAAUACCCUACAAGGAUGUCGACUCAUCCGCCAUUAUCUGGGGUGUGGGCAACAACUCGCUCAAGCUGUUGGUUCCGAGCACCUGUCCGGAGGGAUUCAAGCUGCUCGUCAAGCUGUGUUGGAAGAGCAAGCCCCGCAACCGCCCUUCGUUCCGGCAGAUUCUCUCGCACUUGGACAUCGCCGGCCCGGAACUCCUACGAAAAACAGAAAAGCAAUAUUUCGAGACCCAAAAGUCUUGGAAGGAGGAGGUCAGAUCGCACCUGAAGGAGAUUACCCAAAACGGAACUAGCAUACACAAGUACGAGCAAGAUCUGAUUAAGCGGCGCACGGCAGAGUGGCGACAUGCCCAGGACAUCCGAAUGGUGUACGAGGAGAAGCUGCAGAAGACUAACCAGCUGUUCUUCGAGCUCAGCGAGUGCAUGUCCCAGUUGCAGGAGAAGGAGAAGGAAAUCGCAGAGCGUGAACGGAAGCUACCUGGCAGUGGCUACAAACCGACGAGACGUUUGGGAAAUACACUCAGAAAAAUGCAGCACUACCGCCGACGACUGAACGCUGCACCGGCUGCCCUUCAACAACAAUCAACGACGCCCGAUCCAGAAACCACUCCGGAGUCUCCUGUGAAGUGCAUGCUAUAUGCACAACUGGACAGCAAUUGCCAGCCCAAAUCGUAUCUGGCCAACAUCAUCCCGGGCAGCGGCAUGGGUGGCACAAUGCCAAACAAAAACAAGAAGAACUUCCGGCAUCGACGCAAUGGCUCCGGAUCCUUUGGCGCCCCACCCAAAUACAGUCCGACGCGAGAUCGCCGCUACCAGAGCGAGCCGGAGAACCGAAAGGUGCAGCUGGUGGAGCGGCAAACACAAACGGACGCCAUGGAUGUCAGUGAAACGGACAUCAGUCCCAGCGCAGAAGCUCCCCGAUCUCAGCCCAUCGACGUGUCAGCUCUGAACCAUCGCCAACUGCCGCUGCAACUGCAGAGGGUGCAGAAAAUUGCUCAAGCCCAGGCGAGGGCUCGAAGCGGAAGCACAUCAUCCGCCGCUGGCGCCCUGAACCCCGCCUGUCCGUCGAACGGCAACUCGCUGAGCACCAGCGAGCUGACCUACCAGGAUGCCUGCUCUAGUCCUGACCAGCUCAUCGACGAUGUCAUGAAUAGCAACGAGCGACUGGACAUAACCGAGUGCUGCAGCGACAACGAAAACCUGGAGCGCCUGGGCCGCAAAGUCAUCGAAUUCAUCAAUGAGAACCGCCUGUCCAUUCAGUCAAACACGAACUCCAACUGCAAUACCGAGAAUGGAAACGGAGGAGGAGGAGCCUCGCCUGUGGAACUGCGGGAGAGCGGCAACAGUCCAUGUUUGAGUCGGUGCAGCAGCACGCACAGCAAGCGGCGGAAACAACCACUGGGGGAUAAUCCCAACGGCAGUUCGAUAAGCAAUGCCAACGGAGAGUCCCACGAGCAGGAUAGCUGGUCGGAUGAGGAGGGUGAAACCACGGACUGCAAGUACGCCCUGAGGAGAAAGAGCUUUGGCCGCCUGCCCAUUGCUCGUGGUAUGCGACCCCGCCGCAGCUACAAGGCUCCACUCUCCCAGAAGAUUGCCAUUCACAAGCGCAAUGUUGUCAUAGUCUCCGACGAGGAGGAGAACACCUCGGAGUACAGCCACUCGCCCUCCAGUCAGCACUCGACGUUGGAGAGCAACACGGACAUAGCGGACAUGAAGAAAGCUCAGGCCACAUCCACCUCAACCAACAGCUACAGCGAGCCCGAAGACGAUUCAAGUGAUUCCAGCGAUGACGAGCAGGGGAAUCGGGCCGCGAAAACCACGGUUGAAGGCCAAGCAUUGCCGAUGGGCGCCGUGCGAAGCAGCGAUAUUAUAUCCAUACCUACUUUCGAGGCUGAUGGCGCCGUCAAUAUGGUCUAACCUAGUACGAUAUCUAGCCUAAGUGAGAACUCCUAAACAAACCCCGAAACUAGAGUUGUCCACGUUAGGCAGCAAAAACUAUCUCUUAUAUACUCAACGAGAAAUCGCCCCAAAUUGUAUGGUAUUAUCUAUGUUCAUGUCCAGAUCUAAAACUCCUUCAAUUUAUAUGUACCCGUGUAAGUGAAAGACCGUCUCCAAGCGUUGACCGUUUCGGAGGAUUUGAUUUCAGAUAGACAAAGCCUUUUGGGUUAGGGGCAAUCUUUAUUCGUGUCGUACUCGUAUCACAUGCAUUUCCUAUUUUGCUGAAUAUAAUUUUGCAUUAGACUUAGUUAAUAUUACCAUUAUUCUUGUCCUUAGAGAGCUGCCUUUGUAAUAUACUUAAAGAAUGUCCUAAUUGUAUAUGUAGUUAAGCCAUUAAGUAUAAUUUUUGUUUCGAUAAUAAGAGCUUGAACCACAACACAAAAAAACAAACGCCCCCACAAAAAUCGAACUACAAAGCAACAAAAUAAUAGAAUUGGCCUCAGGCAUUAAACAGUAAUGAAAGGGAGAAAAAAUAGUCAGGGAUAUUUUUUAUAAAACAAAAUUUGCUAAGAACUUGAUAGGGAAGUGUUUUUUAAGAUGCGCAUUGUACGUAUUAUUUGGUAGACGCAUUCGAAUACAAGUUCCCAAUUAUUCUGGGAGCUAGGCAUUUGAUAAACCAAAAUCUUACUUUCUAUAUGCACAAAAUUCCAAGCUUCAGUGCCUUAACGCAAACACAAAAA
Molecule: messenger RNA, 3710 nt
Organism: Drosophila suzukii
Lineage: Eukaryota; Metazoa; Arthropoda; Insecta; Diptera; Drosophilidae
Source: RefSeq, a predicted model, not a curated record